Molecule: messenger RNA, 891 nt
Organism: Medicago truncatula (barrel medic)
Lineage: Eukaryota; Viridiplantae; Streptophyta; Magnoliopsida; Fabales; Fabaceae
Exons: 4
Coding region: 1-771 (256 amino acids)
Source: RefSeq, a predicted model, not a curated record
AUGUACAACACCCCACCAACACUAACAAACCUACUAUCUCAUUUCUCUCCGAGUAUUGACUUUAAUUUUGAUAAUCCUGGUGAUCAAUCUGACUACAGUAAUCUGUCUUUGGGUCGUUUGUCGAUGAACUCCAAUGAGCAAUUUCUGAAUUUCGGAUGGCCUACAAGAGAACACGAUGUGUCAUUGACGUUGGGUGAUAGUAGGCAAAUAGAACCAACUACAAAUAAUGAUGAUGAACACCAACAUGACCCUCAAGAAAUUCAUUGUGAAAGAAAUCGCCGUCGAGUCACAAGAAAAAGGCUACACCCUAUUUUCCCACUUUUCCUUCCUAAAGAAGCAAAAUUAACAUCAUUUUAUCAUUUUACUUUAGUACUUCUCUAUCUCAAAAUCUUUCUCUCAAAAGUUCAUCUCCUUAUCCUUGCCUCUCUAGCAGAUUUCGAAACUCUCCAACAUUCACAACAGGUUGAGGUAGCAACUUCAAAGAAAGUGCAAGGCAAACGUGGAUAUAAGAAAAUCAUUGAUGUGAACGACUCCAAGGGUGUUCGGAACCUAGUUGUUAGGGUUGUUGAUCUUUGGACUGUUAUCAUCAAACAGAGACAGGAAUCUAUGGAUAUGAUCAUUGUUGACAAGGAGAAUGUGAAGAUUCAAUUUACUGUGCCAACUGAAGAACUUGCGGAACAUAAAGAAAAGCUGGAAUUGAAUAAGACAUAUGAUAUGCAGAACUUUAAGGUGUUCAAAAAUGAGCUUGUGGUGCUCACCCUUUCAGACUAGUAGACAAUGAUGUAACAAUUAUCAAACCAAAUGAUUUUCUAGAAAUCCAUGUUGCCAAGUAUAAUUUCAAAGACUUUGGUGAGAUUCUGAAUAGCAACUAUCGGACGGAUUUGCUAAUAG